Daucus carota subsp. sativus is the source of this 904-nucleotide messenger RNA. RefSeq lists its product as uncharacterized. The coding region runs from base 45 to 776 and encodes 243 amino acids. Lineage: Eukaryota; Viridiplantae; Streptophyta; Magnoliopsida; Apiales; Apiaceae. Gene Ontology annotation, molecular function: protein binding. The transcript is spliced from 3 exons. The record is from RefSeq and is a predicted model, not a curated record.
AAAGGAAGGCAGUCCACCCCCGGCAUUGUCAUCAAAUCAAGAAAAUGGGUGCCUCCGCAGCACCCAUUUCUCAUCUUCUUCCCUCCGCCUUAAACCCCAAAACCCCUUUUUUUAUUUUAUCCAAAAAGCUCUGCCAAACAACCCCUAGAAUAAAAUCAUCAUCAUCAUCAUCAUCAUCAUCAUCAUCAUCAUCAUCAUCAUCAUCAUCUUCCUUGAAUAUACAAAGAAGGCAAUUGCUGCUGUUGUCAGUCCCUGUUGUAUCUUACACAAGUAUUUUUCAGUACAAUUCCAAGAGUUUUGCAGCUCCUGGCUAUGACCCAGUUAGCCCAGCUGAGAGAGAUGCAAGUUUGAGUCUUUCUCAGAGAGUUUCUGAAGCUGUGAGUUUGCUUGAGAAAGGCAGGGACUUGCAGGCUCAGGGUGACUUUAUUCAGGCUCUUCAAUGCUUCUCUCAGGUGGUGAAAGAUUACAAAGAUUUUGCCCUUUCAGAUUAUGCAAGAGUAGGUCGAGCAAUAGCAUUGUACGAGGUGGGUGACAAAGAAGAAGCAAUAGCAGAGAUGGAGGAUGUUUCCAUCUCCUUGAAAGGAUAUCCUGAAGUACACGCCGCUCUAGCAGCAGCAUUAUACUCGGACAAGCAUGCUCCCCUUCUUGCCGAGAACCAAUUCACAAUUGCAACUCUUCUUGAUCCUCACUAUACAGAACUCUCAUAUGUUAGAGAGACAAAGCACUGGCCCCCAAGUUUAGUUAGCUCUCUGCAAAACUUUAUCACACUUUCCUAAUCCUUACAUAUCACACUUAACCACAACUCAAGUGUUGUGACCUUCCUGGAUAAACACAUACACAGUUUCUAUUCAGGUACAUUAUUAAAUGAAAUGGUAUAUAAAUUGUGCAUGCAUGUUGUUCGACA